AUGUCUGAUCCAACCUACCCCCUGUUUUCUGUGUUUGCAUUCAUCGGAUUCGUAGCAGCUCUCGUCCCUCUGCCAUGGCAUCUUCAAAGUUGGAAUGCCGGUACCUGCAUAUACAUGAUAUGGGCUUCAUUCGCAAGUCUCAUAGAAUUCGUGGACUCUGUUGUAUGGAAUGGCAACAUCAACAACCCUGCUCCUGUUUGGUGCGAUAUUUCGACGAAGUUUUUGAUCGGCGCGGGCGUUGGGAUACCGGCAUCCUCGCUUUGCAUUAACAGACGCCUAUACAAGAUCUCAUCCUUGCGUGCAACUACCAUCACCCGCGACGAGCGACGUCGCGCCAUUUACGAGGAUAUUGCCAUCGGAGUUGGCAUCCCAGUUCUUGUCAUGAUUUUGCGUCAUAGGUUCAAUAUUCUAGAAGAUGUUGGUUGUACACCAGACAUCUGGAAUACGCCGCCUGCAUAUCCCCUUGUUUUCAUGUGGCCAGUGCUCCUAGGCUGUGUGUCAUUCAUCUAUGCAUCCUUUACGUUGCGCUCGUUCUGGCGUAGACGCGCUCAAUUCAACGAGCUCCUUACCACGAGCAGUGCUCUUACCACAAGCCGAUACUUCAGGUUAAUGCUUCUCUGCUGCGUUGAGAUGGCUUGCACCGUACCACUUGGUGUUUUCAGCAUCUACAUCAACAAUGUCGGCGUUCAAAUUGCGCCGUACGUCUCAUGGGCGAAUGCUCACUACGAUUUUUCCUUCGUCGAGAAAUUUCCUGCUAUCAUCUGGAUGAGCAGUCAACCGUUCUACAUAUCCGUUCAAAUGGGUCGUUGGAUUUACCCUGGCUCAUGUCUCUUGUUCUUCGCGCUCUUCGGCUUUGCAGAGGAAGCUCGCCGCAACUACGAAUUAGCCUUCUGGGCGGUGGCCAAAUGCUUUGGAGCCCAGCGCCCGUCGCAGAAGAAUGCCGCACUCCAGUCGCUUCGGAUUGGUAUGGACCUCAAGAAGAGCACGUUCAGCUCGGACGAUUUGCCUCCAUACACCCCUUCGACGCCUGCGCGCCGUAAACGCCGAGACUCCCUGUCCUCGUACCUCACGCAGAGUGUCCUAGAUUUCGACCUAGAGAAAGGCACUCUAUCUCCCGCCUCCACGUCGGCCACGUUGAACUGUGCGGAGACACCUACGUUCUCUGAACUAUCACCCCAGCAGCUCGAAUAUGCAGAGCUUCGCAGCACCUAUGCGCCAUCGACGCCAACUGAAGUCGCCGUUCCCUCACCUGUCUUGCCGCGUCCGCACACGCUUAUCGAGCGGGAACAUGUUUCCAUUCCUCCAUAUCAUCGGCCAUUCACCCCACCCACUGUCUGUCUUGUUGCAUCGGAUGCGCUGACGCAGUGUACUUCUAUCCAAAUGACUAUCCACACAGAAUCCACUCACUCGCUAUAA
Molecule: messenger RNA, 1416 nt
Organism: Postia placenta MAD-698-R-SB12
Lineage: Eukaryota; Fungi; Basidiomycota; Agaricomycetes; Polyporales; Adustoporiaceae
Exons: 6
Coding region: 1-1416 (471 amino acids)
Biological process (GO): G protein-coupled receptor signaling pathway
Cellular component (GO): membrane
Molecular function (GO): mating-type alpha-factor pheromone receptor activity
Source: RefSeq, a predicted model, not a curated record